CAAACAAUGUAUCAUUUUGUUUUCUUUCAGGAUUUGGAGUUCCAUGGAGUGAUGAGAUUUUAUUUUCAAGAUAAAGCUGCUGGAAACUUUGCAACAAAAUGUAUUCGGGUCUCUAGUACUGCCACUACCCAAGAUGUGAUUGAAACUCUCGCAGAGAAAUUCCGACCUGAUAUGCGAAUGCUAUCUUCUCCCAAGUAUUCCCUCUAUGAAGUGCAUGUCAGUGGAGAAAGAAGAUUGGAUAUAGAAGAGAAACCUCUAGUUGUACAAUUGAAUUGGAACAAAGAUGAUCGAGAGGGCAGAUUUGUUCUUAAGAACGAGAACGAUGCCCUUCCCCCUAAGAAGGCUCAAAGUAAUGGACCUGACAAACAAGAAAAAGAAGGUGUUAUCCAGAAUUUCAAGAGGACACUUUCAAAGAAAGAAAAGAAGGAAAAGAAGAAGCGAGAAAAAGAGGCAUCGCGACAGGCGUCGGAUAGAGACGAGAGACCUUUCCAAGGGGAUGACAUUGAGAAUUCUCGACUGGCUGCUGAGGUCUACAAAGAUAUGCCUGAAACUAGCUUUACACGAACAAUUUCUAAUCCUGAAGUGGUUAUGAAACGACGGCGGCAACAAAAAUUAGAAAAGAGAAUGCAGGAAUUUCGGAGCUCAGAUGGACGGCCUGAUUCAGGUGGAACAUUGAGAAUUUAUGCAGAUAGUUUAAAACCAAAUAUUCCCUACAAGACCAUCCUGCUGUCUACUACAGACCCUGCAGACUUUGCUGUGGCAGAGGCUUUGGAGAAAUACGGUCUGGAGAAAGAAAACCCUAAGGAUUACUGUAUUGCUCGGGUCAUGCUUCCUCCCGGGUCUCAGCAUUCUGAUGAGAAAGGUGCUAAAGAGGCCAUCCUUGACGACGAUGAGUGUCCCUUACAGAUCUUCAGGGAAUGGCCCAGUGACAAAGGGAUUCUAGUCUUUCAAUUGAAGAGGAGGCCACCAGAUUACAUCCCAAAGAAAACAAAGAAACAUCUGGAAGGGAAGCAGCUGAAAGGGAAGGAGAGAGCUGAUGCUGCUGGCUACGGCUCUGCCCUUCCCCCUGAGAAACUGCCAUAUUUAGUGGAGUUAAGCCCAGAUGGCUCUGACUCCAGAGAUAAGCCAAAGCUCUACCGCCUCCAGUUAAGUGUGACUGAAGUUGGGACAGAAAAGUUGGAUGACAGCUCUAUCCAGCUGUUUGGCCCAGGGAUUCAGCCCCAUCACUGUGACCUCACCAACAUGGAUGGAGUGGUUACCGUGACACCUAGAAGUGUGGAUGCAGAGACCUAUGUGGAGGGCCAGCGCAUCUCAGAGACCACCAUGCUGCAGAGUGGCAUGAAAGUGCAGUUUGGGGCCUCUCAUGUGUUCAAGUUUGUGGACCCCAGCCAGGAUCACGCUCUCGCCAAAAGAGCUGUGGAUGGAGGCCUGAUGGUUAAGGGUCCGAGACAUAAACCUGGAAUUGUUCAGGAGACAACUUUUGAUUUAGGAGGAGAUAUUCAUAGUGGGACAGCAUUGCCAACAAGCAAGAGCACCACCAGGCUGGACAGCGACCGAGCACCGUCUGCCUCCAGCACAGCUGAGCGAGGGAUGGUAAAGCCCAUGAUCAGAGCAGAGCAGCAGCCAGACUAUCGCAGGCAAGAAAGCAGAACACAGGAUGCUUCUGGGCCUGAACUGAUAUUACCUGCAAGCAUUGAAUUCAGGGAAAGUUCUGAAGAUUCAUUUUUAUCUGCCAUUAUAAAUUAUACUAAUAGCUCUACAGUCCAUUUUAAGUUGUCCCCUACAUAUGUGUUAUACAUGGCAUGCCGGUAUGUAUUGUCCAGCCAGUACAGACCGGAUAUCAGUUCUGCAGAACGCACUCACAAAGUCAUUGCCGUAGUCAACAAGAUGGUGAGCAUGAUGGAAGGAGUCAUCCAGAAACAGAAGAAUAUUGCGGGGGCACUUGCCUUCUGGAUGGCAAAUGCAUCUGAACUUCUCAACUUCAUUAAGCAGGACCGAGACCUUAGUCGAAUCACAUUGGAUGCCCAAGAUGUUUUAGCACACUUGGUUCAAAUGGCAUUUAAAUACUUGGUUCACUGUCUUCAAUCAGAACUUAAUAAUUACAUGCCAGCCUUUCUAGAUGAUCCUGAAGAGAACAGUCUGCAAAGACCAAAAAUAGAUGAUGUGCUACACACACUCACGGGAGCCAUGUCCUUGCUGCGCCGCUGCAGAGUCAACGCUGCCCUGACCAUCCAGCUCUUCUCUCAGCUGUUCCACUUCAUCAAUAUGUGGCUGUUCAAUAGAUUGGUGACUGACCCGGAUUCAGGGUUAUGUUCUCAUUACUGGGGAGCAAUUAUCCGCCAGCAGUUGGGACAUAUUGAAGCGUGGGCAGAGAAGCAGGGCCUGGAGCUGGCUGCUGAUUGUCACCUGAGCAGGAUUGUGCAGGCAACCACUUUGCUUACCAUGGAUAAGUAUGCACCUGAUGACAUUCCAAAUAUAAAUAGCACCUGCUUUAAGUUAAAUUCCCUACAACUUCAAGCCUUAUUACAGAAUUAUCACUGUGCACCUGAUGAGCCUUUUAUCCCAACGGAUCUUAUAGAAAACGUAGUGGCUGUUGCCGAGAACACUGCUGAUGAGCUGGCCCGCAGUGAUGGGAGGGAGGUGCAGCUGGAGGAGGACCCUGACCUGCAGCUCCCUUUUCUUUUGCCAGAAGAUGGUUAUUCUUGUGAUGUUGUCAGAAACAUUCCAAAUGGUUUACAAGAAUUUUUAGAGCCUCUGUGCCAAAGAGGAUUUUGCAGGUUAAUUCCUCACACACGUUCGCCAGGGACUUGGACCAUAUAUUUUGAAGGUGCAGACUAUGAAUGUCACUUUCUGCGUGAGAACACAGAACUGGCUCAACCUCUGAGGAAAGAACCUGAAAUAAUCACAGUGACCUUAAAAAAACAGAACGGAAUGGGCCUCAGCAUUGUCGCAGCCAAGGGUGCUGGCCAGGAUAAACUGGGGAUCUACGUCAAGUCUGUGGUGAAAGGAGGUGCUGCAGACGUGGAUGGACGGCUAGCUGCAGGUGAUCAGCUGCUCAGUGUGGAUGGACGAAGUCUGGUUGGACUCUCACAGGAAAGGGCAGCAGAACUUAUGACAAGAACCAGCUCUGUGGUGACACUUGAAGUGGCAAAGCAAGGCGCCAUCUACCACGGCCUAGCUACCCUCCUCAACCAACCGUCCCCCAUGAUGCAGAGAAUGUCUGAUCGCCGUGGCUCAGGGAAACCCCGACCAAAGAGUGAAGGUUUUGAGCUCUACAAUAAUUCAGCUCAAAAUGGGUCUCCUGAGAGUCCUCAGCUGCCUUGGGCAGAAUACAGUGAACCAAAGAAAUUGCCUGGUGAUGACAGACUGAUGAAAAACAGAGCUGAUCAUCGCUCUAGCCCUAACGUGGCAAAUCAGCCUCCCAGUCCUGGAGGGAAAAGUUCAUAUGCUUCUGGAACAACAGCAAAGAUAACAUCUGUCUCUACUGGAAACCUCUGCACUGAGGAGCAGACUCCUUCUCCUAGACCUGAAGCCUACCCCAUCCCCACUCAGACAUACACCAGAGAGUAUUUUACCUUCCCAGCUUCCAAAUCCCAGGAUCGGAUGGGACCUCCUCAGAACCAGUGGCCAAAUUAUGAGGAAAAGCCGCCUGUGCACACAGACAGUAAUCAUUCCAGUAUUACAGCUCAGCGUGUUACCCGUUCCCAAGAAGAACUUAGGGAAGAUAAAGUUUACCAACUUGAUCGACAUCACAUGGAGAUGACGACAGAUCGGAAGUCCGACAGUGACAUGUGGAUCAAUCAGAGCUCAUCUCUGGACUCCAGUACAUCCAGCCAGGAGCAUCUGAACCAUUCCUCUAAGUCGGUGACCCCUGCUUCCACGCUGACUAAGAGUGGCCCUGGCAGAUGGAAAACACCAGCCACUGUUCCGCCCACUCCAGUGGCUGCCUCUCAGCCUGUCCGGACAGACCUGCCUCCGCCACCCCCUCCGCCUCCUGCCCAUUAUGCCAGUGAUUUUGAUGGAAUCCCCAUGGAUUUGCCUCUCCCACCCCCUCCUUCUGCCAAUCAGAUAGGACUGCAGUCUGCACAGGUGGCAGCUGCAGAACGGAAAAAGAGAGAAGAGCAUCAGCGGUGGUACGAGAAGGAGAAGGCACGCUUGGAGGAGGAGCGGGAGCGGAAGCGCAGGGAGCAGGAACGGAAGCUGGGUCAGAUGCGCUCUCAGGCCCUCAACCCUGCCCCCUUCUCUCCCCUGACCACGCCACAGAUAAAGCCAGAAAAGCCUUCCACACUGCAGAGGCCCCAAGAAACGGUCAUUCGGGAACUGCAGCCCCAGCAGCAGCCCCGCACGAUCGAGCGCAGGGACUUGCAAUACAUCACGGUCAGCAGGGAGGAGCUGUCCUCUGGGGAUAGUCUGUCUCCAGACCCCUGGAAGCGGGAUGCCAAGGAGAAGCUGGAGAAGCAGCAGCAGAUGCACAUUGUGGACAUGCUGAGCAAGGAGAUCCAGGAGCUCCAGAGCAAGUCAGACCGCAGCGCCGAGGAGAGCGACCGCCUGCGGAAGCUCAUGCUGGAGUGGCAGUUCCAGAAGAGGCUCCAGGAGUCGAAGCAGAAGGAUGAGGACGACGAGGAAGAGGAGGAUGACGAUGUGGACACCAUGCUGAUCAUGCAGCGCCUGGAGGCUGAGCGAAGAGCCAGGGACGAGGAACGGAGACGCCAGCAGCAGUUAGAAGAGAUGCGGAAACGGGAAGCCGAGGACCGUGCCCGGCAGGAGGAGGACCGUGCCCGGCAGGAGGAGGAGCGGGUAAAGCGAGAUGCCGAAGAAAAGGUCAUGGUCCUCUGAGGGCAGCUAGAGUCUCCCCAGAUUAGCCUGAGCGCCACGCUGGGCUGGGGCAGAGGGGGGUAGGUGUGUUACGGUGCACGAGACAGAGCAGGGGCUGCAUCCCCCAGCUUUUGUGAUUGGACCAAAAACUUGAACCCCAUCUGGCUACCUGCCUGUCCUCUGGACUGUCUCCAAAUGCCCUUACCUUCUGAGUUGGUCUCCCUCGAGCUUCUGAACUCUUAGGUGUGUGUAGUGGUGAGCCUCUUUGCAAAGGGUCUGCAUAGUUGGGGCUCUGAUCUUUACUGGACAUGGUCCAGCUUGUUAUUGGGAAGGUGAUAUUUGCUCAGUUAUUAUUUAAAUUGAGUUUGAACCAUGGGAGCAGUAGGAAUAGUAAGACAGCCUGUUAACAUUAAACAUUUCAAGUAGCUAUUUACUGAAAUUACUCAAUGCUGGUUGAUGGUAAAGAGAGCAUAUGGCUUAUACAAGGAAAAUUUAGUAUGUAAUCUGGUUUAUUUCUAUGUGUGUGUGUUUUUUUUAAUUCAAGUAAUUCUCUUUAUAGUUUAAUUUAAAAAUGGCAGUUUUACCUCCUGAGAAAUGGGACCUUUGAGAUACUGUUCUCCAGAUGACUCUUUGUCCUGUGUGCUCAUAGCUGGGCCCUCUGGGACAAGGAGGCUGUCGUCAUUGAGUUCAUGGGGGGUGGGGGUAGGCGGGUCUGUCUCAUCUGGAGGGGCUGCAUGCUGCAGUGUGUGGUGUGAGAGGGGCUGGGCUGUUCUUCUCUGUUACUCCCUUCUGUGAAGGUAGAAGCUUUUGAGUAUUAUAGCUUCUGAUGGGGAAAAAUUUUUUGCUAAUAACUCCUUGACAGUCUAGGGAACUAUAUUAAUAGAACACCCCUGCUCCCCUCAGAAAAGAACUUUUAGGAAGCUUUUUGUAAUGAUAUAAUGUAUUAUGAUACAGAACAAGGCAAGAUUGAUAGACAUGAUAUGACUCAUUUCAGUGGAAUUUCAGUGACUAGUAUCAGGACACAUACCUGUAUUAAAAUCAGUGAUUUGUGCAUUUUGUAGACCUUCACCUUCCUUAAAAUUUAUCAUUAUAUUAUGUAUUGUAUCUGAACAGCUUUUGAAGUAUUCUCAGACAUUUUAGGCUUUCAGGAUUAGGUUACCCUGAGUCUUUCGUUUGUGAAAUGGUGAGUCAAAAUUGAUGAUCUUUCUAAGGAAAUCAGAUUCUCAAAAUUUUGAGCCACAUGAUUUCUAAGUAUUUAUGGUGUUUGUUGUUUUGCUAUUCUGUGAAACCCCCUUCUUGCUGUUUGGAGGGAGAGGCUCUUCCAGUUCUCUGCCAGCUCGAGCUUCCCACCCCCUAUGCAGUACUCACUGCUUGAGUUAGGGCCUGGCCUGACCUCAUGUGGCAGGGGCAGUCUGGUUAACACAUGGAGUGGUGCGCUUGGGGACAGGGUCAGGCUAUGCUGUCUGUAUGGAGGGGCCCCUGGGUUACUUAAUCUUUCCAAAAUGUGUUCUCACAACUCAUGAUUAUGUCAAGUACACUUAGGUUUUAGUAACUGCUUCCAUAAUUGAGUGGUCACUGUAAAAAGAAGUUGAUGAACUAUUUUUUAUACAGAAUGUCCAAAAUUUCUGGGUUUGCUUUGUUAUAGAAAAAUGUGCUAUUUGUUUGUUGGGUAGAAUAAAUCACCUUGUAAUUGUUAUCUGCUCUUGGUAUAACUAUAAAAGAGGAUGUUUUGGUUUUUCCCUAAAUGUUAUCAAGCAACUAUUCUUCAUGUUAAUACUAAGAUUCUUGAUACUUUCAUUUAAAGCCACAGAAGUCAUUCUGGUUUGAUCCCUGAUGUCAAGGGAACACUUUGUACAGACAAGAAGAUAAAAAUGUCUUUCCUUCAGGAUCUGUCAAUGUAGAAUGAGAAGAGACGAUGAGAAAUUGGGUUUAGGGCAGUGCUGGGGCUGGCAUGUGAUCUUAGGUUUCUCUCCCUCAGGAGGUGGAGCAGUGACCCUGUGUGUUCACUCUGUGUGCGUGCGUGUGGCUCUGGGGGGGCAGUGGGGGAAAUACAGUGCAAAAAUUAAAACAGGGAUAAAACCUAAUGCCAGCAAGGUCCCUAAAAUUAGUUCCUGGCUGGAUGAAUUGGGAGGUGAUCAUGCUCCAUCACCUAGCAUUCAGCAUCACUCAGGCAGAUUCUUCUGCUGGGUCUUCAUCCCCUUUCCUAUUUCCUUUUUUCUUGUGCUCUGAAACUUUUGUCAAUCUUUAAAAAAAAAACAAAACUGUGCUGUUACCUUUUUUUAAAUGUUAAAUUUUAACACUGUCAACUGUAGUUUGUGCAGAUGUGUCAGAAAAAAUGUACAGUAUGUGUCAAAAUAUAUUUGAAUAUCUUGUUGCUGUUACUUAAUGCCUGGCUCUCUACUUUUCUGUCAGGGAGUUUACUAAGAUUUGAAAUACAAGUUAAGAACUGUGGAAAGCAUAUUUGUUAGAUUACUGCUUUGGGAGAAUGAGUGACUUUGUACAGUUUGUGGUGUCCUGUUAAUUUCUCUCCUGGAACUGGAGGUGAAUGGGGGUUGUUUGCUCACAUCAUCCCUGUCCAGGAGGGGCUGCCCUUCUGGACUGUCUGGGUCAUAGCCAUGGAGAGCUGGGGUUUAGUUUGUGCUGUCCUUAGCAACAGCAGUAACAGGUAAGUUGACAUCCUCCUGAAAACCAGAAGAGCUGCAGGAAGCAUGCCGGAGAGCAGAGGAACUGAGCCAGUGGGACGGGCGGGAGGGGCUGUGGUGGGAGUUGGGAGCCCACACCUGAGUUCGGCCCACGCUGCUGAGCAGCCUUCUGUUGGGUACCCAGAGUAGACUGUGCUUUCCUGAGUCUCAAGAGAAGGCUUUCCAGGUCGACCUGCUGCUUCUGUCACAGUACUUGUGACAUUUAAACUUUGACAUCCCAGGGACUUGUCCAUCUUUGUGGUGGUGGGGACUGCUCUCUGUGAUGGCUCAAAGGGUGGGCAGUCCCCUCCUGCCUCUGAACUUUGCACUUUUGUCUAUUCCCGCCUGCAGAGGCGACAGGAAGAAGGGUAUUACAGCCGCCUGGAGGCCGAGAGGCGCAGACAGCAUGAUGAAGCAGCACGCAGGUUGCUGGAGCCCGAGGAGCCUGCUCUGUGCCGC
Molecule: messenger RNA, 7955 nt
Organism: Otolemur garnettii (small-eared galago)
Lineage: Eukaryota; Metazoa; Chordata; Mammalia; Primates; Galagidae
Gene: AFDN
Product: afadin, adherens junction formation factor
Exons: 28
Coding region: 7-4836 (1609 amino acids)
Biological process (GO): signal transduction; regulation of protein localization
Cellular component (GO): adherens junction
Molecular function (GO): cell adhesion molecule binding
Source: RefSeq, a predicted model, not a curated record